Messenger RNA from Scheffersomyces coipomensis, 487 nucleotides. Its product is annotated as U4/U6-U5 snRNP complex subunit. The transcript has 2 exons. Lineage: Eukaryota; Fungi; Ascomycota; Pichiomycetes; Serinales; Debaryomycetaceae. The record is from RefSeq and is a predicted model, not a curated record. Gene Ontology annotation, molecular function: RNA binding. Gene Ontology annotation, biological process: mRNA splicing, via spliceosome. Gene Ontology annotation, cellular component: U6 snRNP; precatalytic spliceosome; U4/U6 x U5 tri-snRNP complex. The coding region runs from base 105 to 404 and encodes 99 amino acids.
ACAAAUCAAAACCACAAACAAAAACUGAUAGAAAAAAUUAUUUAACCAAAUGUAAAUAAAGCAACAAGAAGACAUAAUAUCAUAACACAACAUCAUCAUUAAAGAUGUCAGACCUUAAAGACUAUAUAGAGAAGAGAGUUCGAGUAAUAUCUACCGAUGCCAGAUUAUUUGAAGGUAUACUACAAGGCUAUGAUAAAUCCACCAAUAUAAUACUAAGUGAUUGCAUAGAACGAAUAAUAUACCCUGAACCGGAGGAAGAGAAUCAGGAAAUACCGAUGGGGUUAUAUCUUAUGAGAGGAGGGAAUAUUGUUUGUGUUGGAGAAGUUGAUGAACAACAAGAUGAUGAAUUAGAUUGGAUGAAAAUUAAAGGCGAAAACCUUAAAGGAACUAAAAAUCCAUUAUAAUCCAUGUAUUAUAUAACUCAAUAUCAACCCCAUGCAUUUCAUGAUAUCGAUCAUGAUAUUAUUUAACUUAUAGACUAGCUUAC